Molecule: messenger RNA, 579 nt
Organism: Brassica oleracea var. oleracea
Lineage: Eukaryota; Viridiplantae; Streptophyta; Magnoliopsida; Brassicales; Brassicaceae
Exons: 1
Coding region: 1-579 (192 amino acids)
Source: RefSeq, a predicted model, not a curated record
AUGGUUGAUGAAUUUGUGGAGAACAUGACGCAAAAAUUUGAGAUGAGUAUGUGCGGUGAACUGAAGUACUUCUUGGUCUUACAGAUUGUUCAAUCAGAAAAAGGAGUAUUCAUAUCUCAAAGCGCCUACGCACACAGUCUGGUGAAAAUAUUUGGACUUGAAGACAACAAGAUUUCCAGAACGCCUAUGAGUUCUGCCUUAAAACUUGCACGUGAUGAAGCAGGAGAAGAUGUUGACUCAAAGCUCUAUCGAGGAAUGAUUGGCAGUCUAUUGUAUUUUACUGCGAGUAAACCAGAUCAUACGUUCAAUGUUGGUGUUUGUGCAAGAUAUCAAGCAAAGCCAAAGGUGUCUCACUUAAACGCCGUAAAGAGAAUCAUCAAGUAUGUCAAAGGAACGGAGAAUCUCAGAAUAUACUACUCAAAGAACUCAAAUGAAAACUUGGUGGGUUAUUACGAUGCAGACUGGGCAGGAUGUGCUGAUGACAGGAAAAGCACAAGUGGAGGAUGUUUCUUUCUAGGAAACAAUCUCAUCUCUUGGCUAAGCAAAAAACAAAAUUUUGUAUCACUCUCUACGGCAUAA